AUGGGCUCGUCGAGCUCGCAGAAAUCUUUCUUUAGCAGAUUUAUCUCCCCUAAUCGUCUCGGCAGGCAGCCGUCGCAUGCGCAGAUCCCCUCAUCGCCGUCAUCCCACUCGCCGCCAAUCAACAUGAGCGAGGCGAUCGAUCUAUUUGUUCAAGAGCCUUCAUCGAGUCUGCUGUGGUCGCUGGUCAGUGCUUUAGAUCCACAGGGCAUGGAUUACGCUCUCAGCAAAUCAAAUUUCAACUCAAUCAUCUCAAUUAAGCAGUUGCUAAUCAGCGAUACAACUCCAACGAAUAUCAGAAUUCCUGGUUUUCAUCUCCUAGCCACUGCUCUACUUAAACACGACCCAGAGCCUAAUAUUCGUGUCAGCCUCUUUGUCGACAUCGUCAGCUUCCCCUUACCUAACAUGGACAUUCCAGAGCUCGCUGCGAGACUUAAUGCCCUCUACAACCUCACUAAAUUUGGUAAAGAAGGCGGCCUGUACCCUUCCUUCUCCCAUAUUCUCCGCAGGUGGCUUCGCAAAUCAUGCCAAGCUUUAUCACUCGACAGAGCCCAGUACCAGUCAAUUCACACCAAAUUCAACUCCAUCGACAACGCAACCCUCAUCCAGCGCGUUCAUAUACGCUUAAUCACUCUCAUUGAGGGCUACAUCAAGUCAAAUAUCUCCCAAAUCCGCUCGUCGAACCUCACCAAACUCGUUCUUGGCUCGCUCAACACUAUCAACCCAAUGAACCCAAACCCCGUUGAGACUCCCUGCGUUUUGCGCCUCCUCCAGUCUGUCCUUUCGUAUGCCUAUGUACCCAACAGUACCGUCGAGAGGGUCGUUUUCGCCCUAUGCGCUGUUAUCGGCUCACAGGCUCAGUCGCUACCAUACCACAACAGCGAAGAAACGUGGGAUGAGGCUGGUUGGUCUGUUUUGAGGAAUUUGCUGCGUAGUCAGUGUGCCAAUAUUGCUGCCAAGGCUGUUCGCGAUAUUCCAAGAUCCCAACCCUAUCCUCCAAUACAGGCUCAUUUAGGCGCCCUCAAAGCUAUCAGAUUCUGCCUCCAGAAGGCUAAAGAGAAGGCUCACGAUAAACAAGUCCGCACUGAAUCUGGCGCUCCCAAAUCUGCUCCUUCUUUUACAGGCGAAGAAGACUCUGUUAAUGUCUUCACCCCUGUAUUCGUUUAUCCUGUUUAUCAAGCUGCCCUUAAACGCAACUCGCCGCUUAUCGAUCAGGAGAUCUGGAAGUUCGCAAAAGAUUGGCUCGACCAUCUCGACCAGUUUGAGAUUGAUGAGACAGUUGAGAAUAUGGAGAAUAGUACAGGCUCGUUGCAGAAAUUGUCUCAGGAUUCGUCUGAAGAGGAGAUUGCAAUGGGAAGACAACUACUAGUGUCUUUAUUGGAGGCUGGUGGAGAUCGUGUGCAUAAGUUUAGAUACCCAGAUCAAAGUAUAUUCAAGCUCUAUCCGCCCCAUCCCUCACCGCAAUCGCUCAAUGCACACGACUUUUCUGUCCCCCCACAACUCACACUCUACGCUACAAUACUAUCAAGGAUUCAAUACAUUGCAUUCAAAAAACGUCAAAUGCCUCACGGUUUAGCAUCGUUAUUACUUGAUCUAUCAUCACAUCUCGAUCCAUCAUCUGCACUAUCGUUGAUCGAUUAUCAGAAGGCGGCAGGUCGUUGCGAUCCAUCAGACGAGAGAUGGCUGCACCAUCUGUUCGAUCUCGUACAGAGAUUCUACCUACCCAUCCCAUCAUCUACAAGCUCGAUCGUAUCUCCUCAUCAACCUUUACCUGCAAGUGCCACUGUCCGUCAAGCUGUCGCGCAUCUUCUGUUUGGAGUCACGUUCGAGUUGCUCAGAGAUGUUGAGCGUUUCAGAGGACCUUUUUUGGAAAGAUUGGCUGUGCCUCUUUUGGAGCAGACUAUGGCAUUCGAAACGGACACUGAAGUUGAGAGCAUGGCUUGGGACUUUUUGUGUACGGUCGCUGUCAUCGAGGCUGUCGAAGAGGAUGAAGAGGAGAAGGAAAAGCGCGAUGGCGAGGAGGAUGGCAGGAGUGAGAGGAGCGAGAGGAGUGAGAGGGGUGAGGCUGACAGUGGUAAUGAAACAGAAAAAAAUGCCGAGAGCCAGAGCAGUGAAAGCAGUGAUAUAUAUCCACCUGUAAUUGGUCAUGUGGCACUCCUACCUGUCGAUUUCUCCAGAAUCAGCACACUACUCCGCUCGCUCGCGACUCUACCAGAGAGUGAGCCAGUAGGGGGUAUUCGCAACUUACCUCAAAGCAAAUCGCAUCGCAGUUCAAUCUCAUCGCAAUCAACCGUGCUGACAAUCUCACCAGGCGAGAUUCGGCUACCGACGGAUGCGCCACGUACUAUGAUGAGCUUGGUGAGUGCACCAGCAGUACCGUCCUCCAACACGACAUCACCGCAUCGUCGCGCAUCCGUCAUGCACUCCACUUCGAGAGAAAGGAGCACGGUGAGGGAGCGCAAUUCGAUAUCCUCCUCAGCAAGAGACAUGUCAACUGGUCGACAAACGCAACCAACUAGCGCAUCUGCAUCUACAUCAUCAUCACCUAAAUCUGGACAUGCUCAACUAUCUGCAACAUCUCCAAUACGUGGUGUCGGAGCUGGAGGCGAGGAGCACCACUUUAUCUUUCCUCCAACUCAAUACCUCUCAACCAAUCAAAUUCGUUCUAAGGCUGUUGGUGCGGUUAUCACCCUCAUUCACAUAUUCGACAAACUCGCCUUUUCGCCACCACACUCACUCACUACUAAUAAACUAGCGCGAGCACCCGCAUCGAGACGGUGCAUAUUGAUAAUUAGGGAGCUGCUCAACUUACUCACACCACCAACCGAGGAGAGUUUAGAUGGUGUUACGAAAGUCGUACCUAAGCUGAACGAGAAGAGGAUUUCCCCAACGGCCAGAAUACACGCCUUACAAUUUUUCUUCCAUUUGAGGGCUGAUAGAGAUUACAGAAUAUUCGCAGACUUCGAUUUGGACGAUGCACUCAAACCGUCGGCGGCUAUACUCAAGCGCGUCCGACAGGAUAUUGGAAUGAAUGACGAGGAGAGAGGUAGAGGGAGGACGUCUAGAAGGGUAGAGAUACGCGGCAGAUCUCGUGAUCAACUUGACAAAGAUUUAGAGAAACGUUUACAUGACCGAAACAGAUCAACAUCUCGUCCACCAACCACAGGGAUGGCAUCUACUGGUGCUUCGCAAUUGCAAUCUCCUCGUGAUAUGCUCUGGAUGAUUCCUGAACAGCUGCCGUUUGAGCUGACGAGGUCAUCUAGACCUGCUGAAGGUAUGGUAACUCAUGAUCCUGAUACAGCCACCGACAAGCAGGUGCCACUACCCGUUAGUGAAUAUAUCAGUACACUAGUGAAAAUAUUGGAAUAUGAGACUGACUGGGAAAUUGUCAGUUACUUACUAUGUCAAUUACCUCUGCAAUUAGCCAACAAGAAUUUCUUUUCUGGUCCACGAGCAGCAGACUCAUUAAGAGAUUUACGUGGAGUAUUGUGCAACGGUUUGCUCAAAGAUCGUUUUAGCGAAUACGUUCAAUUGCCUCAGGGUAUUAAACGCACUGAAGUCUAUGCAGUCGCAUAUCAAUCGCUCACAGUUUUGGUGGCAUAUCGCAGACUGUUCGACAAAAGCGCGCAUGACGAAAUGAUCGAAGCGUUUCUUCAGGGUCUGUCGCGAUAUCAUUCAACAGCUAGACCGUGUGUUCAUGCUCUUGUGCUGUGUUGCUACGAGCUACAAAACUCCAUGGUCAGGUAUAUGGGCAGUGCGAUACAGAAGCUCUCUCAAAUCAUGUCGGCUGCUAGUAUGGGUAGUCAUAUUCUCGAACUACUCGUCUCUGUUGGACACAUGCCUACACUGUUCAGUAACUUUACAGAAGCUGAUUACAGACGUGUGUUUGGUAUGACUUUACAGUAUAUUCAAUAUCAUAACGCCAUCAAUGCCGAUCCUGGUUCACGUCCUGGUGGAAUUGCUGAGCGCACGCUGUCUGAGCAUGUGUUAUCAAUUGCUUACUAUAAUAUAUACAUAUGGUUCCUCUCUAUCAAGCUCAAAGACAGAUCACACUACGUUCCAAUCAUUAUACGUGGUUUACUCGUAGCCAAUGAACAUUCUGGCAAGAUAGACGAACAGUCGGAAGUCUGCUUUGAUAUGAUAAUGCGCUAUGCAUACUCCAAUGUUAAUCCGCGCACUAUUAGAUCACCCCUUUCGGAGCUACUCCUUUCGCCGACACCCAAUAGUUACACCAAGAAAGCACCAGGGACAUUUAAGCAAUGGAUAGUGGGCAAUGCUGUCAUUUCAGUAGAAGCUCUCGAUCGAGCGGGAUGGAUGCAGAUUAUUAUAAGAAGACCAUCCGGCUCGACGACGUUGCUGUCUAAGUUGGAGAACUUCUCUCUCGUCGGCUCGGAGACUGAUCUGAUUGAUAUAACGACAGUGAGGACUGCUCUUAUGACGGGAUCACUGCCUACGUCUGUGAUGAAGACCAACAAUGAUCCAACCGUUUUGCGAGCACCUAAUCUUAGUUUAGAUAGUGAUGACUACAAUCUAGAGACUACGCUUGGAGAAGGUGUUGAGGAGAAUAAGGAGGAGGGGUCGAAAGGGGGUGACAAUGAGCCGCUUGGUACGCCUACAGCUCAAUCGAUGCCUGGUAUAGAAUACACCACGCCACUUCAAGAUUUAGUCUUGCCUGAGCACAUAAUGCUCCAGCUUUCCACAUACCCAAACAACAAUCCGACAGCAAGACCGAUGCCGAAUAACUCGACAACAGAGCGUUUCAUUAGAUCAUUGGAGAGUCACCAAGUAGUGGAUUCGCAUAAGAUAGGGGUCAUUUUCGUUGGUAGAGAACAGUCAAACGAAGCCGACAUACUAGGUAAUACACAUGGGUCACCACAAUAUGUUAGAUUUCUAUCAAAGCUUGGUCAUCUUAUCAGAUUGAAGGGACAUAAUGGAUACGUCGGUGGAUUGGAUAAAGAGCAAGAUAUGGAUGGCAAGUACGCAUACGCAUGGUGGGAUGAUAUAGACCAGGUGAUAUUUCACGUUGCGACACUGAUGCCAAAUCAUCCACACGAUCAACAGUCGAGAUUCAAGAAAGCACAUAUUGGGAAUGAUUUUGUGAGGAUAGUUUGGAAUGGCAGUGGGCUACCCUAUCAGUUUAACACUAUCUCUACGGAUUUCAACUACAUCAAUAUAGUUAUAUCACCACAUUCGAAAGGCGUACCAGUGCAUAGAGGAGCAUUUAGUACAAAAGUGCCACCAAUUGGAGUGGCUAUUGAUGAGGACAACAUUGAUGAGUUUUACAGAGUUGAAUUGCAGGUCCGAGAGGGAAUGCCUUCGUUUGGACCGAUUGGAGAUUUCAAGAUAGUUUCAACAGACGCGCUACCUGACUUGAUUAGGCAGAUGGCCUUGUUUUCAGACUUGUUGGCUCAAGUAUAUGUUCAAGCCGAUCUCGAACAGGAGUUUGUGUCGAGUUGGAGGAGACGUCUGCAGACGAUCAAGAGAUACAAGGAGAGAGACUUGGCUGAAUUGGAUAUACCACCGCCUGCUGAAGGCAUUCUUGGUGAAGAGGUGUCGCGAGACUUCUCACGGUUCGUAUGA
Messenger RNA from Wallemia ichthyophaga EXF-994, 5577 nucleotides. Its product is annotated as Tuberous sclerosis 2 protein-like protein. The transcript is spliced from 5 exons. Gene Ontology annotation, biological process: regulation of small GTPase mediated signal transduction; negative regulation of TOR signaling; positive regulation of GTPase activity. Lineage: Eukaryota; Fungi; Basidiomycota; Wallemiomycetes; Wallemiales; Wallemiaceae. Gene Ontology annotation, molecular function: GTPase activator activity. The record is from RefSeq and is a predicted model, not a curated record. Gene Ontology annotation, cellular component: nucleus; cytoplasm; TSC1-TSC2 complex. Bases 1 to 5577 code for a protein of 1858 amino acids.